Molecule: messenger RNA, 2445 nt
Organism: Trichoderma harzianum CBS 226.95
Lineage: Eukaryota; Fungi; Ascomycota; Sordariomycetes; Hypocreales; Hypocreaceae
Exons: 3
Coding region: 1-2445 (814 amino acids)
Cellular component (GO): SBF transcription complex; MBF transcription complex
Molecular function (GO): transcription coactivator activity; protein binding; DNA binding
Source: RefSeq, a predicted model, not a curated record
AUGAGCCAGCAGUCACAAACUGGGCGUGCGGCCUCAUUUAAUCGCGGCUACAAUGGCGGCGUCGACGGGCCUCAAAUCUACUCGGCGUCGUAUUCGGGUGUCGAUGUGUACGAGAUGGAAGUAAAUAACGUGGCCGUCAUGCGCCGUCGCCACGAUUCCUGGCUGAAUGCCACGCAGAUUCUCAAAGUCGCCGGCGUCGACAAGGGAAAGCGCACCAAGAUCCUCGAGAAGGAGAUUCAGAUUGGCGAGCACGAAAAGGUGCAGGGAGGCUACGGCAAAUAUCAAGGCACCUGGAUAAAAUUCGAGCGAGGAGUCGAAGUCUGCCGCCAGUACGGUGUGGAAGAGCUGCUGCGACCAUUGUUGACCUACGAUAUGGGUCAGGAUGGCGGUGUUGCAGGCCGAGGCGAUUUCAACACCCCAACCAAGGAACAAGCCAUGGCAGCACAGAGGAAACGCAUGUACAAUGCUGGAGGGGAUGGAAGACCCAAUGGUCUGUCGGGCACCUUUUUCAAGAACAUUUCCAGCACGGCCUCACACGCAGUUGCUGCUAUCAGCAAAGCUCGUUUUGGCUCCCCUGGACCCCGAAGUCGAAAUGGCCCAUCAAGAGCCCCCAGCUUUAGCCGCCAACCUUCGAUGCAAAAUGGCGAUGAUUUCCCCGGCAACUCGCAGCAAAGUUACACCUCCGACUAUACCAACCAAGGCGUCGACUCUGCUUACUCCACACAACAGCAGCAGCAACAGCAGCAACAACAUCAACAGCAGUCUCAGCAUCAACAGCAACAACCAAAUGGCAGUGUGAGCAUGCCCGACAACGAGCCGCCUAGAAAACGUGCACGAGUCACCAUGACUCCCGCCGACAGCUUCGGGGCCUAUGGGCAGAACAUGGAGGUAUAUGCCAACGCCUUUCCGGGGUCGCCCACGGAACCGAACGAGUCCUUUGUAUAUACCCAGCAAAGCGCACUCAACGAUCGCGACGCCGUCGACGAAGGCAAGGGCCCGUCACCCCCGCUGCCCUAUGAGAUGUCUCCUGAUGUAGAGAUGAAGCGAAGCAUGCUGAUGGGUCUCUUCAUGGACUCAGCUACAGAGGAGUUAUCACAUGAUAUGCUUCAGACAUUUACGCCUCUCGAGCUUGAUAUGCCCAUCGAUCCUCAAAGCCACACCGCCCUUCACUGGGCGGCUACACUAGCACGAAUGCCUCUUUUGCGAGCUCUCAUCACGGCUGGAGCCUCGCCGCGACGGGUGAAUGCAUCGGGAGAGACUGCCCUUAUGCGGGCAUGCCUUGUUACAAACUCCAUGGACCAGGGCUCAUUCCCAGACCUUCUUGAGGUUCUGGGAGGUACUAUUGAGUUUCGCGAUCACAAGGGACGAACCGUUUUGCACCACAUCGCAGUGACGAGUGCGGUCAAAGGCCGCAACGCUGCCAGCCGAUACUAUCUUGAGAGUUUACUGGAGUGGGUAGUACGACAGGGCAGCGUCCCCAACAGCCAAGCAACACAGUUGAAUGGCAACGGUAUCAACGGUUCACAAUCCAUUCCCAAAAUGGGCAUUGCUCGAUUCAUGUCCGAGAUUGUCAACGCCCAGGACAGCUCAGGGGACACAGCACUCAACAUCGCAGCUCGGAUUGGAAACAGGAGUAUAAUAUCUCAGCUUCUCGAGGUCGGAGCCGAUCCAGAGAUUGCUAACCGAGUUGGCCUACGGCCCCUGGAUUUUGGUAUUGGCGGUGAAAAUGCCGAAGGAAAACUGAACGGCGAUGCCGCUGCUGAGAAGAACGGCGCUCCGGGAUCCAGCCAGCGGAGUCGUGAGAGCAGCGAUGAGAUUAUUGAUUCCAUUACUCAUCUCCUAAACAAAACUGGUGCCACUUUCCAGCAGGAAAUGAAAAGCAAACAAGCUUCUCUGGACAACCUACAUUCUACCCUCCGAACAACCUCCACCCAACUAGGAGAGGCCCGCCGAAGCGUCGAGCAAAUCACUGCCACCCUCAAGAAACAGCAACUAGCCCGCCAAAAGGUCGCCAACCUUACCCAUGCUCGAGAAGACGACCAAUUCAGAAUCAUGAAUGAGCAAUCCAACGCCGCUCAGUCCAACCCAUCGUCAUCAUGGGAAACCGAACUCGCCGCUAUGCUAGAGGCUGCAGACGAGGCGUCAACGUCAGGUGGCUUCGCUAGUGAGGGAAUGCUGCCUUCUGCGACGAUCCUACGAGCACGAAUCCGCGCCAUCGAGAGCCGCAGAGAAGUUACCCGCAAAAUGGUCAUGGCCCUCAAGGGAAGGAGCCGCGACGUCGAAGUUAAGUAUCGUCGUGUUGUUGCUCUGUGCACGGGCGUCCCGGAGACGGAAGUGGAUGCCGUCGUUGACGGGCUCCUCAAGGCUGUUGAAAGCGAGAAAGACGAGCUGGAAAUUGGAAGGGUAAGGAGAUUCCUUGGAGGAGUCGAGGGCGUAGUGCACUAG